GUGUGUGGAGCUGGAUUGCUGGGAUGGUAAAGGUGAAGAUCAGGAGCCCAUCAUCACUCACGGGAAGGCCAUGUGCACCGACAUCCUGUUCAAGGAUGUAAUUCAAGCCAUAAGGGAAACGGCGUUCGUGACCUCUGAGUAUCCCGUAAUUCUGUCCUUUGAGAACCACUGCUGUAAGCCGCAGCAGUAUAAGAUGGCGAAGUACUGCGAGGAGAUCUUUGGCGAUCUGUUGCUGAAGCAGCCGCUGGAGGGAUUCCCGCUGGAGGCCGGUCAGCAGCUGCCGUCACCCAACGACCUCAGACGGAAAAUCCUCAUCAAAAACAAGCGCUUAAAACCUGAAGUGGAGCAGAAGCAGCUGGAGUCAUUCAAGAAGCACAUGGAGGCUGGAGAGAUCAGCAUACCGGCUGGAGAAGACGAGAACGAGGAGGAUCUGGACAGCGCACUGGACGGUAAGGAGGUGAGCUCAGAGCUGAAGGCUGGUCUCCUACAGUGUGUGUCGGAGGAUCAGGACGCUCCAGACAGCAGCUUCAGGAGGAAGAUCACAGAUGACGACGCCACCGAGAUCUCAGAGGUCACAGAAAUCACAGACGCCACAGACGUGUCCGAAGCGUCCGACAUCGAGUCCAAGAAGAAGGGUGUGGAAUCGUCUGAAGAUGCGGAUGCCGAACAGCAGCUCAUCGCCUCCUAUAAGUAUGAAGGAGCGACGACGAACAUCCACCCGUAUCUGUCAGCCAUGGUGAACUACGCCCAGCCCGUCAAGUUCCAGAGCUUCGAGGUGGCGGAGGGUCAGUCAGAAUCGCAGACGCGCAGCUACAACAAGCGGCAGAUGAGCCGCAUUUACCCCAAAGGAGGCCGAGUGGACUCCAGCAAUUACAUGCCUCAGAUCUUCUGGAACGCCGGAUGCCAGAUGGUGUCGCUCAACUUCCAGACUCCAGAUCUGGGCAUGCAGCUGAAUCAGGGGAAGUUCGAGUAUAAUGGCGCGUGCGGGUAUUUGCUGAAGCCAGAUUUCAUGCGGCGUGGGGACCGAAUGUGACCCUUCUCUGAGACGCCGGUGGACGGAGUGAUCGCAGCAACCUGCAGCGUACAGGUGUUUUCAGGUCAGUUCUUAUCAGAUAAAAAGAUCGGCACGUAUGUGGAAGUGGACAUGUACGGCCUUCCCACCGACACCAUCCGCAAAGAGUUCCGCACACGCAUGGUGAUGAACAACGGCCUGAACCCGUACUACAACGAGGAGCCCUUCGUCUUCCGCAAGGUGAUUCUGCCGGAUCUGGCCGUGUUGCGGAUCGCAGUGUUCGACGACAACAGUAAGCUGAUUGGUCAGCGGCUCCUGCCUCUGGACGGCCUGCAGGCGGGAUACAGACACAUCUCACUGCGCAACGAGGGGAACAAACCGCUCUCACUGCCCACCGUGUUCUGCAACAUCGUGCUCAAAACUUAUGUGCCCGACGGCUUUGGCGCCAUCGUUGAUGCACUGUCUGAUCCAAAGAAGUUCCUCACCAUCGCUGAGAAACGAGCAGAUCAGAUGAGGGCGCUCGGCAUCGAGACGAGUGACAUCGCAGACGUGCCCAAUGAGAGCUCUAAGAGUGAUAAGAAGAGUAAAGUGAGUCAGGUGAAGAGCAGCGUGACGCCGCAGAGCAGCGCAGAGACCAACAACACACACAACAACACCAACGACACCAGAGGUGAUCAUUCUGUGGUCAAUCAGGUGAACAUCGAAGACUUAAAGCAGAUGAAGACCUUCAUUAAACUGCUGAAGAAGCAGCAGAAGGAGCUGAACACGCUAAAGAAACGUCACGCUAAGGAACACAACGCCAUGCAGAAAUCCCACUGCACACAGGUGGACAAACUGGUGGCUCAGCACGACAAGGAGAAGAACACCCUGGAGAAACUGCUGGAGAAGGCCAUCAAGAAGAGAGGAGAGACUAACUGCUCUGAGUUGAAGAAGGAGACGGCGGUGAAAAUUGAAACUCU
This is a messenger RNA of Danio rerio (zebrafish), 1971 nucleotides long. NCBI's taxonomy places the organism in Eukaryota, Metazoa, Chordata, Actinopteri, Cypriniformes, Danionidae. The record is from RefSeq and is a predicted model, not a curated record.